AUGUCUGGUAAUACACCUCCGCCACCACCGUCGGCUCCUCCGCUGCCGCCUGCUGCUCAAAAGACAAACACAAAAAAAUCAUCCUUCAUAUCGAGGGCGAGAAAUACCCCGGAAGACUGCUUCUACCGGCCUCCCAAGCCUCCGACCCAAGCCGAUCUCCUCAAGUUGCCUACAGGGCCGUACUUCGUGUAUGGAACAUUGAUGGAUCCGAAAAUGCUAGCCGACGUCCUCGGACUAAAAGAAAAACCCAAACUACGACCCGCCAAGAUCAUAGGGUACUCGCGUAAACUCUGGGGACAGUAUCCCGCCCUGCAAGACGGCCCGCAGAAUGAACAAGUCAGUGGUGCCGUCUAUCAUGUGCAGUCUGUUGCUCAUGCGAAGAGAUUGGCCGAGUACGAGACAAACAGCUACAGAGCCAAACUAUGCCUUAUCCAGUAUACAGAUGCAAAGGAACCUGUUGAGGAUUAUGGCCAUGUUUUCAUGUUUGUCGGUAAUCCAAGGGAUCUACAAGAGGGGGACUUUGAUCUGGAAAAAUGGUUGAAGCGAGUGGGACGAUCGUCUUAUUAA
Molecule: messenger RNA, 567 nt
Organism: Fusarium subglutinans
Lineage: Eukaryota; Fungi; Ascomycota; Sordariomycetes; Hypocreales; Nectriaceae
Product: poly polymerase
Exons: 1
Coding region: 1-567 (188 amino acids)
Source: RefSeq, a predicted model, not a curated record